Molecule: messenger RNA, 1934 nt
Organism: Mandrillus leucophaeus (drill)
Lineage: Eukaryota; Metazoa; Chordata; Mammalia; Primates; Cercopithecidae
Gene: SQLE
Product: squalene epoxidase
Exons: 6
Coding region: 819-1934 (371 amino acids)
Biological process (GO): cholesterol metabolic process; sterol biosynthetic process
Cellular component (GO): membrane; endoplasmic reticulum
Molecular function (GO): FAD binding; squalene monooxygenase activity
Source: RefSeq, a predicted model, not a curated record
AGCCGCCGCCCGUGAGGGAUGCUGGUGAGGAGGCCGUCGGGAGCCGCCGCCGCCGUCUGAGGGAGGUCCCCUGGAAACCGCCUUUCAUCGGUGGGGAAGCGAAGUCGCAGUUGGCGGGGUUGGGGGUCAGCGAAGCGGGAGGCCUCUAAGUCGCGAGGUUGGAGCUGCACUGCCCUGGAGCCGCACUCUUGAGUCCGAGGCCAUCUUUUGUUGGAGAAGGCGGCGGCGCAGGCGUUUUCCCGAGGUUGGCCUGUGCAGCGUCGCCGUCCGCGGAAAAAGAAGCCUCUGAGCCCGCGCGGGCCCGCAGCCCCUGUGCCUUCCGGUCGCUGUCGCCUAAGGCGAGACCGCGUUUCCCCCAGUGCAGAGGUGUUUCUGUGACCCUCCCUUCACUCCCGUUCCCUUCUGAAAGGGCACCUGCUGUUGGUGGGAAAAGAAAUUAUAGCACGAAGAGCCAGUAUCAGAAGAGUAUCUAUCCAUCACUCGCAGCAACCGCCCAGGGAACAUCAUCAAAAAAGAGAAAAGGGAAUAUCUGGAUUGCCUGGGCGAGGAGGAGCGAGUCUGCUCGGGAGCUGUUCCAGCAGGCGAUUUUUAAAUACUGCUUUCUACGUCCUGUACAACUUGGCUUCACAUACUUUUACACUAACUUUAUAUGAUUUUUAAAAACUGGUCUGAUCGGACUUCUCGUCCUGGGACGCUGUUGACUGGAGUCUGGCCGGCUCUCCGUGCUCCUCUUGGUACCGCAUUUUGGGGAGAACCUUAAACCCACCCGAGCAGAGAAUCUCCGCCUUGACCGGUGCCACCAAAGAAGCCUUGGAACCAUGUGGACUUUUCUGGGCAUUGCCACUUUCACCUAUUUUUAUAAGAAGUGCGGGGACUUCGUCACUUUGGCCAACAGGGAGGUCCUGUUGUGCGUGCUGGUGUUCCUCUCGCUGGGCCUGGUGCUCUCCUACCGCUGUCGCCACCGAAACGGGGGUCUCCUCGGGCGCCAGCGGAGCGGCUCCCAGUUCGCCCUCUUCUCGGAUAUUCUCUCAGCCCUGCCUUUCAUUGGCUUCUUCUGGGCCAAGUCCCCCCCUGAAUCAGAAAAUAAGGAGCAGCUCGAGGCCAGGAGGCGCAGAAAAGGAACCAAUAUUUCAGAAACAACCUUAAUAGGAGCAGCUGCCUCUACAUCAACAUCCUCUCAAAAUGACCCAGAAGUUAUCAUCGUGGGAGCUGGCGUGCUUGGCUCUGCUUUGGCAGCAGUGCUUUCCAGAGAUGGAAGAAAGGUGACAGUAAUCGAGAGAGACUUAAAAGAGCCUGACAGAAUAGUUGGAGAAUUCCUGCAGCCGGGUGGUUAUCAUGUUCUCAAAGACCUUGGUCUUGGAGGUAGGUUCAUAUUGAUUUUCAGGAGAGUUACGUGUGCAAAGUUUAUUGAAGGUGUUGUGUUACAGUUAUUAGAGGAAGAUGAUGCUGUGAUGGGAGUUCAGUACAAAGAUAAGGAGACUGGAGAUAUCAAGGAACUCCACGCUCCAUUGACUGUUGUUGCAGAUGGGCUUUUCUCCAAGUUCAGGAAAAGCCUGAUCUCCAAUAAAGUUUCUGUAUCCUCUCAUUUUGUUGGCUUUCUUAUGAAGAAUGCACCACAGUUUAAAGCAAAUCAUGCUGAACUUAUUUUAGCUAACCCGAGUCCAGUUCUCAUCUACCAGAUUUCAUCCAGUGAAACUCGAGUACUUGUUGACGUUAGAGGAGAAAUGCCGAGGAAUUUAAGAGAAUACAUGGUUGAAAAAAUUUACCCACAAAUACCUGAUCACCUGAAAGAACCAUUCUUAGAAGCCACUGAGAAUUCUCGUCUGAGGUCCAUGCCAGCAAGCUUCCUUCCUCCUUCAUCAGUGAACAAACGAGGUAUUAUUUUUUGGGCUUAUUUUAUAAAGGAAUCAAUAUUCCAAAUGACAAAUACAUGA